Drosophila yakuba is the source of this 1782-nucleotide messenger RNA. RefSeq names its product L-2-hydroxyglutarate dehydrogenase, mitochondrial (gene L2HGDH). The transcript has 3 exons. Gene Ontology annotation, molecular function: (S)-2-hydroxy-acid oxidase activity; (S)-2-hydroxyglutarate dehydrogenase activity. NCBI's taxonomy places the organism in Eukaryota, Metazoa, Arthropoda, Insecta, Diptera, Drosophilidae. The record is from RefSeq and is a predicted model, not a curated record. Bases 271 to 1638 code for a protein of 455 amino acids.
GUUAAUCCGUCACACUUAUCAAUUAGCGCGUUUAUGAAAGCCCCGCGGCCCCAAAAACCGCCCAGAUGCUCGGCCCGUGAGCAUAUUUAUUUUCUCUCGCCGCACGGAAAACUUCCACGGGCUUCAGUCAGUCUUUCGAUUCCCUCGAUAGCGGCUGUACGCACAAGUUUGCGGAGAAGACAAGGUCAAGCAAGGUCUUUCUUUUCGGGUUGGCGAAAAAUCUAAAUUCUACGUGCGUGCGCGGGUGGUGAGAGGAGAAAACAAAGAGAUAUGGCUCAGGUGCGACUGCUGGUACAGGGAUUUCGGCGGGGCCUACUUAACGUAGGCGUAGCCACGCCCCACGAGUGCACGGCGACCCACAAAAGAUCGCAGCACAGCUCGUCGAGCAGCGGAGAUUAUGAUCUGGUUGUCGUUGGGGGUGGCAUCGUGGGCGCCGCAUCUGCCCGAGAGAUUCUUCUGCGCCACCCAUCCCUCAAAGUGGCUGUCCUGGAGAAGGAGUCCAAACUGGCCAAGCACCAGAGUGGCCACAACUCCGGCGUGAUUCAUGCUGGAAUUUACUAUAAGCCUGGAACCCUGAAAGCCCGCCUUUGCGUGGAGGGCAUGCAUUUGGCCUACGCUUAUCUGGAUGAACACAAGAUCCCAUACAAGAAAACCGGGAAACUAAUUGUGGCUACGGAUGAAAAAGAGGUGAAGCUGCUCCAGGACCUGGAGAAGCGUGGUAUUGCCAACAACGUGCCGGAUCUGCGAAUGAUCGAAGGCAGCGAGAUCCAGGAAAUCGAACCCUACUGCCAGGGACUGAAGGCUCUUCACAGUCCGCACACUGGUAUCGUUGACUGGGGAUUGGUUACCCAGCAUUAUGGUCAGGACUUUAAACAGUGCGGUGGUGAUAUCUACCUGGAUUUUAAUGUCAGCAAAUUUAGCGAGACCAAGGAGGGCACCGAUUACCCAGUGACCAUCCAUGGCGCUAAGUCGGGUCAAACGGUUCGUACCAAGAACGUGUUAACCUGCGGCGGUUUGCAGUCCGACCUGCUGGCUGAGAAGACUGGAUGCCCCAGAGAUCCCCGCAUAGUGCCUUUCCGUGGAGAGUACCUGCUGUUGACCAAGGAAAAACAGCAUAUGGUCAAGGGUAAUAUUUAUCCGGUGCCGGAUCCACGUUUUCCCUUCCUGGGAGUUCACUUUACGCCGCGAAUGGACGGAUCUAUCUGGCUGGGACCAAAUGCCGUUUUGGCUCUCAAACGCGAAGGUUACACCUGGGGUGACAUUAAUCUUGUCGAGCUUUUUGACGCCCUACGCUAUCCGGGCUUUGUAAAGAUGGCCAGCAAGUACAUCGGUUUCGGACUUAGUGAGAUGUCCAAAUCGUGGUUCAUUAACCUGCAGAUUAAGGCGUUGCAGAAGUACAUCCCGGACAUCACGGAGUACGAUAUCCAGCGUGGUCCCGCUGGAGUUCGUGCCCAAGCAAUGGAUCUGGAUGGCAAUCUCGUGGACGAUUUUGUUUUCGAUCGCGGAGAAGGAACGGGAGCGCUAGCCAAGCGAGUGCUCCACUGCAGAAACGCCCCAUCACCUGGCGCGACUAGCAGCUUGGCCAUUGCCAAGAUGAUCGCAGACAAGAUCGAGACCGAGUUCUCUAUCGGCAAGUGAUGUCAAUAUCCCAAACAAUAUAAGCAAAGUUAAAAACUUUGUCGGAAAUGUCUGUAAUCAUUCGCCACUUUUGCAUUUGCUAUUCGAAACUAUAAUGUUGAUCUAUUGUGUAAAACAAUAAUAAACCAUUUUUUAGGUUUUUAA